AGGAAAUGAAUAAUUUGCCUGCUUGUGAGCAAUGGAGGAAAUUUCUGCGAGUGCUGAAUCUGCUGAACAAGACAACCCAAAACCGUCAACACAUCACACAGGUCCAAAGAGCUGUAAGGGGAAUCGUUAUUUAGGUGUUAUUGUGUUUUGGAGUCUGCUGGGUGUUUUACUUCUAACUAGAUUUGUCACUCAUGGUGUCCACUACUUCAUUAUGACUGAGGAAAGAGACAGCCUGAAUGCAAAUCUCUCCACUGUGAGUAAAAAACUUGCCGUCAUGACUGAGGAAAGAGACCUGCUGCGUGCCAACCUCUCUGAAAAUCUCAAAGAGCUUGAAGGGCUUCUGAGUUUGUACAAACAGAAAAAAACAUGUCCUGUAGGAUGGAGCAAGUUCAACCAUAGCUGCUAUCUCCUCUCUGAAAGAUCUGGUUCCUGGGAUGCAGCCAGAAGGGACUGCAGAUAUAGAGGAGGAGAGCUGGUGGUUAUUGACAGCCCUGAAGAACAGAACUUCCUCUCUACGAUCACCACAGAAGAAGUUUGGAUUGGUUUAAAUGACAAAGAACAGGAGGGAACAUGGAAAUGGGUAGAUGGGACUCCACUGACUCUGAUGUACUGGGGAAUAAGACAACCUGAUAAUGGUGGAGAAGAUAAUGAUGGAGAAGAAGACUGUGUUUAUGUCAGAACGGAAUGGGGAAGGUUUUGGAAUGAUCAUUUUUGUUCAUAUUCUCAUCAAUGGAUCUGUGAAAAUACACCAAACCACAAUAAAACAUGUCCUGUAGGAUCGAGCUUCAACCAUAGCUGCUAUCUCAUCUCUAAAAGCUCUGCUUCCUGGGAUGCAGCCAGAAUGGACUGCAGAGACAGAGGAGCAGAUCUGGUGGUUAUUAACAGCCCUGAAGAAAAGAACUUCCUCUCUACGAUCACCACAGAAGAAGUUUGGAUUGGUUUAAAUGACAAAGAACAGGAGGGAUCAUGGAAAUGGGUAGACGGGACUCCACUGACUCUGAUGUACUGGGCAACAGAUGAGCCUAAUAAUGGUGGCGAAGAGGACUGUGUUUCUCUCAGAAGUGAAAAAAACACUUGGUUUGAUCAUCGAUGUUCAUCUUCUUGUCACUGGAUCUGUGAAAAAGUUCCAGAAAACAACUGAUUCAGAAAGAUGAUCUAUUCAUCAAUGUUUUGCAGUUUUUUCUUUGAUUACAAUAAUUGUACUUCUGUAUUUCAGUUUUAUCCUAAAAGGCCUAGAUAUGUUUUUUUGUUCAUAUAUAAGUGGUUAAGUUUUGGGUUUCUGUUUGAUUUUUAUUCUACUGUUUGAAUUUUUGUUUUUGUUCUUUUUUCUUGUGAUAUUGCUUUUAUUAUCAUUAUUAUUAUUUUUAUUGAGUGUUUCUGUUUUGACUUUAUGGUUGUUCUGGUGGUAACUGUCAGUUUGUGAUCCUUAUUUUUGUUUCAAGACUCAAGUCUAGUUUUACUUCCUGCAGGGUUUCUCAGUUCCUCCCUGAUUCGUAUUUCUUUGUAGUUGAGUGUUUAUAUUCAUGUCUGUGUUCAUUAUUUUCCUUAUUUACUGUUUUACUUUGAAACAAAUGUCUGUUUCUGACCUGCAUGAGUUUUAAUUCCUGCAUCUGUUUUCCCCUGAUUUGAACAUUGUUUUCAUCUGUGUUGUUACUGCAGGUGUCUCGUUUCUCUUCUGUUUGUCACUCCCUGAUCAGUCAUCGGUAUAUAAAUAAUCUUCUCUCCCUCUCAGUCCUCAUCAGUUUGUUCAGACUCCCUGACUACAUUUUAAUAGUCAAAA
Messenger RNA from Pelmatolapia mariae (spotted tilapia), 1780 nucleotides. RefSeq names its product C-type mannose receptor 2-like. The transcript has 9 exons. Gene Ontology annotation, molecular function: signaling receptor activity. The record is from RefSeq and is a predicted model, not a curated record. Bases 32 to 1141 code for a protein of 369 amino acids. Lineage: Eukaryota; Metazoa; Chordata; Actinopteri; Cichliformes; Cichlidae.